AUGGCGCCAGCGAGGGGAUCAAGCCUGGAGCUUUGCUCGAAUACUAUUGCCCUCGGCAAUGGAAUCGCAGUUCACACACUCGAGUAUCUCAGCAUUGCCAAGCAUCCACGCCAUGGAAUCAAGGAGUGUGCCAUUGAGUUUCUCGGUAUCAGCCGCGCUCUCUUUUCAGCACGCGCUGGGCUCUCUCGCACGACAAUCACAUUGCCCGGUGACAUCGAACAAGAACUCAAGGCGCGACUACUUCAGACCAAGACUGCUUUUGUUGUACUCGAUCAGGUGGUCAACAGGCUUGUGGCUGGUGAGAAAAGCUCUGGGUUAGGCAGACUAGGAAAGGGUCUCCUCUCCAUGUUCUCCGAUAAUGAUCUGGACAAGUUGAGAACAACACUGGCAUCUACUCGAGCAGCCCUUAGCGUGAGCGCAAUGAUGUUCGGGUCUACGAUUGUUGAGAGCAAGUAUGAUUCCGAUAGGGGAAUAGGACUUACGGCUCUUGCUGCUAUACUGCAGAUUCCCGAUCCGACCAAAGGAGGAACAGCUUUGCAGACAAUAGAAGAAAGUACCAGGGCAAAUUUGCCGCCCAGGACUGGACCUCCCCCCUCCAAGGCUGGACCUUUCCCUCCUACGCCUGCUUUCGCCGCCGGAUCAAAUCUUUAUGCACCGCGUGUAUCGUCUCGUCGGGACAUGAAUCUCGCAAGCCCUGCUAGCGCCUCUGAGGCCUCUGAUGGUACGUUCGAGCGCCGUCAAACGCCCGCAAGCUCGUCUGCCAAAUCACUCACGACCUCGCAAAGUCGGAGUGAUCGUAGCAGUAUCGCCAUUGAUUCAAUCUCGGAUUUUACAGACAUCACCUCUAUCCUGAACAUGCAUCCACAAAUGGACGGGCCCAACAGCCACGCCAACAGCAUCGAGCAAGUUCCGAAGCAAGCUACGCGCAUGCAAGUGGACCCAUCGAAGGCAUCCCGCUGGACACCCAAGCAUGUCGGUUAUGUUCCGGACUCUUCAAACAUCGCUCUCGCCAGUGCUGUCCAGCAUAGAGACCAAAAAAUGGUAGAGCAGCUGCUGGACUGUGGUCUUUCCCCUCAAACCAAAUUUCUUGGAGUAGCAAUUGCGAACCAUGAUCUGCAGACUCUUCAACUUCUACUGGCAUUCGGCGCUGCGCCUACAGCCAAGGAUGUCGACGGGAAUACACUACUGCACAUAGCUACCAAGCAUUCCUUCUAUGAAGCAGCGCAGUUGCUCAUAAAGUAUGGAGCGCAACCAAAUGCUUCUGGUGGACCCAAUGGCGAGACGCCCCUGUCAAUGUGCUCCACCGGAAAUCGUUUCAACUUUGCAAUGCUGUAUCUGCAAUAUGGCGCUGACUGCAACGCUCCGCAAACAAACGGCGAAACACCGUUCACGCAAGCGAUGAAYCUGACAACUUCACUGCAGCUGGUCCAAGCUAUGCUCGUAUACGGUGCUGAUGUCAAUCUCAAGAAUGAACAUGGCGAAACUCCGCUCUUCAAGGCACUCAAUGCGAAACGACAAGACCUCUUUACGUUACUUCUCGAUUCAGGAGCAGAUGCCAACAUGCCCGGUCCCAAGAUCUUGCUGUGGCCAGCUGUACAUCUCAAUCAGCUUCAGAUGCUCGAGACAUUGCUCGAGCGCGGGGCGGACCUUCGCCGCGCUCCAGGGCUUCUAGAGCUCGCAACGUCGAGCAACCAUCGGCCAAUCAUCGACCUCCUGCUGAAGCGUGGUGCAGAUGUCAACUCCAAGAAAGAUGGCAUCUACACGCCGCUUUGCUCUGCAAUUCGUGACAACAGAGAGGAUCUUGUAGAUAUGCUUCUCGCUAGCGGUGCUGAUCCAAACCUUGCAGCAUUAGAGUAUCCCUUGUUCAAAUGCGUGUCGUAUCAUCGCACAUAUCUGAUGCCAAAGCUUUUAGACGCCGGAGCUAGUCCUCACGAGCCGAGAGGAAUCGUUGAGCACGCAGUUGCAAAGAACGACAAAGAUGCUUUGAUCUUUCUGCUUAAUCACAACUGCGAUCCGAAUGCUCGCAGCGAGAAGAACCAUACGGCAUUGACGACUGCUAUUUGCGAGAACAGAACCGAGAUGAUUGACAUCCUUCUUGCACAUGGAGCUGAUCCGGCUGUCCGAGGUCAGGAGUGGCCUAUGACCCUGGCUGUUCAUAACCCGGACAUUCUGGCGAAAAUACUCCCGUACAUUCCCGAGGAGAAGAUUAAUAAUGGUGCCAUCGAGACAGCUGUCGUCGCCGACAAAUUGGACAGUGUGAAACUAUUGCUUGCCAAGGGCAAGGACAUCGAGGGCAGAACCGGAGGAGUAUUUUCACCUCUUACCACUUCUAUCCGCGAGAACAGAAAGUCGAUCUUCAUGUACCUGUGUGAGGCUGGAGCAGACGUUAAUUCUCCAGGAGAGCAUCUACCUAUCAUUAAAGCUAUUCGCCGUCAUCGAGAGGACGACAUGAGCUACAUCGAACACCUGCUUGAGAGGGGCGCAGACAUAAAUUUGAUGUAUCGCGGUUGGAACGCAGUUCUACAAGCUCUAGACAACGGUGACAUGCAAACCCUGCGUCUCCUGGCCGCCAGAGGUCAUCCUGACCUGACCGCGAGAGAUGAACAUGGUCGUAGCGUUGAGGAGCUGAUGCUCGACAGAGGAAUGGAGCAGGAAAUUCAAAUUCUGCUAGGAGGAAGGUCUGAGAAGAAAGAUGAUCUAGGGACUUCGCAGUGGCAACCAUGGAUUCUGGAGGCUCCGAAAGGCUGGCAGGCACCUCAAGGGGAAUCCGUUGAAGACGAUGAUGUGUCAUUUUCCACGUUCUCUAUUAGUCGUCCAACGUCUGUUGCUCGCCGGUCACGGGUGCCCUCAAGUAUAUGUCUGAGUCGGAAUGACAAUGGGUGCUGGUGA
Ramularia collo-cygni is the source of this 2889-nucleotide messenger RNA. Its product is annotated as related to ankyrin 3. Lineage: Eukaryota; Fungi; Ascomycota; Dothideomycetes; Mycosphaerellales; Mycosphaerellaceae. Gene Ontology annotation, molecular function: protein binding. The transcript is spliced from 6 exons. The record is from RefSeq and is a predicted model, not a curated record. Bases 1 to 2889 code for a protein of 962 amino acids.